AUGAGUGCUACAGCUCAUAGGACUCCUAAAUCAGGGAGGCAAUCUCUGCUCUUUCAAGAUUUAGCUUCUCCGGUUUCAGCACGCAGAGGUAAAUUCUCGAGCCCUGGACAGGCAGCUGCGGUAUCUGCACUAUGGCGCGAGAAUUUCGGAGGGUCGGAUCUUCCACCACCUCCAAUGUAUACUUUGGAUGACCGGUCGGAUUUCUCUCCUGAGUCAGGCAUUGCAGACUACUCGGUGUCUCCAGAUGCCAAAUCCGAUAGGCGGACGCCUUUCCAGAGUUCUGGGAAAAAUGUUGCAACUCCUAGUAAAGGAAAUUUAGAAGCAAGCCCAUCUUUUUCUCUACUGAGUGCACAACAGAGUCAGCAAGCUUCAGGGAGUACGAGUUGGUGGUCGCAGCCAAAGGCAGGUAGUAGUACCGAGCAGGAUGAUAAAGGAAAGGGAUCUCCUGUUGAAGGAGUGAUUCAGCCAGGUGCUUUGGUCACUCUUCCGCCGCCAAGAGAAGUUGCUAGGCCAGAGGUUCAGAGGCAGAUCAUACCAACAGGAAACAUUGAAGAGGAAGAAUGGGUCACUGUCUAUGGAUUUUCUCCAGGUGAUACGAAUUUGGUACUAAGGGAGUUUGAAAAGUGCGGUAUGAUCUUGAAACAUGUUCCUGGUCCAAGGAAUGCUAACUGGAUGCACAUCCUCUAUCAGAACCGGUCUGAUGCACAUAAGGCGCUAAGCAAAGCCGGGAUGAUGAUCAAUGGAGUGGUAAUAGUAGGAGUAAAGCCAGUAGAUCCAAUACAGAAGCAAGCCUUAAACGAAAGACUCAACAACCAAGGAUUCAUGCCUUUACCUCCACCAUCAUCAACUAGAGACUCUGAGUUUAACACAGCGAGGACCUCCUCUCGUCCUCACUACUUGCAAAACGGAAGCGCUUUCUCCCCUCAACCAAGUGGCGGCGCCAUGGCCACUCCGUCAAAGUCCAUGGUCUCAAAGUUCUUUGACUUGAUGUUCGGUGUUUAA
This is a messenger RNA of Arabis nemorensis, 1002 nucleotides long. NCBI's taxonomy places the organism in Eukaryota, Viridiplantae, Streptophyta, Magnoliopsida, Brassicales, Brassicaceae. The record is from the annotation of a GenBank genome assembly.